This is a messenger RNA of Aspergillus niger, 1065 nucleotides long. RefSeq lists its product as uncharacterized. Gene Ontology annotation, molecular function: oxidoreductase activity, acting on the CH-OH group of donors, NAD or NADP as acceptor. The coding region runs from base 1 to 1065 and encodes 354 amino acids. Lineage: Eukaryota; Fungi; Ascomycota; Eurotiomycetes; Eurotiales; Aspergillaceae. The transcript has 4 exons. The record is from RefSeq and is a predicted model, not a curated record.
AUGGCGCACUCUUCCACCAAUACUGCAAUCCCCAAAGGCUCUUGGAUUUUAGUCACUGGCGUUAAUGGCUAUGUGGCCUCUCACACGGCGAGCCAACUCCUACGGCAAGGCUACCGAGUCCGUGGAACUGUCCGGAAUCCAUCCAAGAACCAAUGGGUCGAAGACCUGUUCCAUGAGAAAUACGGUGCCGACCGAUUUGAGUUGGUCAAGGUUGAGGACAUAACUGUGCCUGGUGCUUUCGACGGCGCAGUCAAAGCCACAGGGGUUUCUGGCGUGGCUCACGUCGCAACCAUCCUGGGCCACACACCCGACUUAAUCACGGGUGUUAUCAGUACCAAUCGGAACCUCCUUGUUAGUGCGGCGAGGGAAGAUACCAUAAAGCGAUUCGUAUACACCUCCUCAUCCGAGGCAGCAACCUUCUCAUCCUUCUUGGAGCACCCAGCGGGGCCAAGCAUGCCUAUAUCUGUGGAUACGUGGAAUGAAGAGGCUAUCCGGAGAAGCCAGACUAACACGAUGGGUCCGAAGGGAGGCUUCGACAUGUAUGCCGCCAGCAAGACGCGAGGCGAGCAGGAGAUAUGGAAGUGGGCUGAAGAGAAUCGUCCACGAUUCGUUAUAAAUACCGUCUUACCUUCCGUAUGCUUCGGGGCCUCCAUUGAUGCGAAAUCCCAGGGCCAUGCGUCAUCCUCUGCUUGGCCAGCAGCUAUCUUCCGUAACCAAUUUGAUCAAGUCUGGCCGUUCCUGAGGCACGUCAUACCUACAGGAGCCUACUGCGUUGAUGCGGAGGAUGUCGCACUUCUCCAUGUGGCGGGUCUCACACUCCCGGACGUGAAGAAUGAGCGAAUCUUCGCUUUUGGGAACCCUUUUACAUGGAACGAAGUCAUAUACAUCUUUCGAAAGGCUUUCCCCGAUCGUGACUUUCCAAGCGCACUACCAGGUGCAGACAAAAGGAUCCCUUAUGACAUCGGUCCGGAUGCCCGCGCCCAGGAUCUACUGAAGGAAAUGGGAAAGCCUGGAUGGUCUACCUUGGAGGACACUUUGAUGACGAAUGUGUCAGACAUGCUGUAG